AUGGAUCACUUACCAGAAGUUAGAAAUCCGGCAUUCCCCCCCCUUGAGAUAGAAUAUUUGAGGGAGUAUGAACCCGCAGUGCUUCAAUAUGACAAUCUUGGUUUUGAUGGCUUUCCUGCCAGAGCUGGGUGGGAACGACAAAAUCUCUUAGCUGGAACAUUCGAUUUCACAGAGCAACAACGACCGCGGGCUGUGGCAGCCUUCCUGCAGCAAUGGCUGUAUUUUGGCCUGUUGUCGGCGGCUUUGGGCCAUCAGCAUACCAUAGCGACCAUACUCAAGGACUUCACUCGAGUUUCUGACACGACGGGAAGAAGGAUACUUACCACCAGCAACUUGGAGCGGUACCUGCAGCAGCGGAAGACUAACCUGUCUGCCGAAGAACUACAUUCUGAUUCAAUCACGGUUCAAACCUUCGAUGCAAUGCUUUCAGAAACACAACUUCACGUGGCACGCUAUAUGUGCCGUGGUGGAGCUGAAAGCGAGACUCAUCCUAUGCGGGCAUAUACCGAGAUAUCGCUCUCGAUCAUGGACCUCGGACUGGUGCUGACUCGUGCCAAGAAAAGGAUAUGGCCCAGUAGCAGGGCAUUGGGAUGGCAGCGGAGCGAGUUUGUUCUGACCAGAAUGAGCGACUCAGGCUGGUGCCCUAGCGAUAUCACCAUGUUGUCAAAGCUUAUGACUCCCACUGGAAUGUAUUUUGCCAGUCUCUUUCGACCCCGACUGUGGCAGAAAGACCACGUCGCCGGAGGCUGCACAGAGGAUUUCUGCCGAGUGAUGAACGUGCCGGGAACGGAACUUGCCCAAUAUCAAACGCUAAUACCGACGUAUGUGCUGACUGAUACCAUCCCUGUGGUCCAACUUCUCGAGGAAGGAAGCGGAGACGCCGUGUUGGUUCUGUCUGCUGUGCAUUUUCAGGACAUCAGUCAAUACGUUGCAAGAUCGCACGUGUGGAUCGAAGGGCUUGGAAACCAAGAUUCAAAUGCGCUGCCUCGCUGCCAACUCAGUCGUCUCCAAAAACUGGUGGAUCAAGUUUCUGGCAACCGAUCCACCCCUUUCUGGAUUGACACACUUUGCAUCCCGCAAUCAAAUUACAGGCCACACCUGCAGCCUUACCGGCUCCGUGCAAUCAACGAAAUGAAUCAUGUAUACCGGAAUGCCACCGCCGUUCUUGUUCUGGACUCAGAAUUGGCCGCGACGUCCACAACCGCACCAAUCGAGGAGCAGCUUGCCAGACUUUCUUGCUCCAGUUGGUUGAGGAGAUUAUGGACGUUACAAGAAGCUGUCCUGGGGGUCAAAGUCCUCCUCCAGUUCGUUGAUGGAGCGGUCAACUUGAUGACUGAUAUUAUCCAACGGCUCCAAGACGAUUCAAAUUUCUUCAGACUGACUCAAGUUGUUUUCACAGAAUUUGUCGACUUCCCGUGGCGUAUAGCAUUACUCAGGCAGCAAGGAGGCGGCCACCGGAUUAUUAAGUUGUGGAAUGCAUGCCAAUACAGAGACACCAGCGAGCUUCAGGACGAGGCAUUAUGCCUCACCAUACUCCUCGGCCUGGAUACCCGGCUGAUCACCAGUACCCCAGUGGAGGUCAGGUGGCGAACUUUUCCGCUUCAACAGGCUACCUUCCCGAAAGAUUUGGUAUUCACUAGCGGUCCAAGAGUACCCCUUGAUGGCUUUCGAUGGGCUCCGGUCAGCUUCAUCCGUCGGCCAGCUACCCAGACAGCAACUUUGUUGCUUGCGAUGGGUACGGGGUUAGCAACGGCUGAGGGUAUUACCAUUUCUGCGUCGGGCUGGCUGUUCCAGCCUCCUCGCACAGAAUUUCGUCAAGAGUAUCCAGGCUUCUGGCUACUGGACAGCACCACUGACAGAUGGUUCUGUGUUGAGCAGAGGACAGUCCCAAAUGAUGGCAUGGCGCCAUGGGGCCAGCUUCGGGGCACUAUACAACAACAUUCCAACAUAGGGCUUAUUGUCAACCAGGAUAUGGGGCGAACAACAUUUGCCCUUGGGAUUCUUGUCGCAGUAGACACAAAGAAUGCCGCAGAGUCCGACAGGGUGUUUUCACGGCUCCUGACCACAGUCAACGUGAAGCUUGAGCAGCAAAAUCGUUGGCCGACAUUGCAGACAUGGAGACGAGAAGAGAGUGACAACUCUGAUCUCAACAGAGGGUGCUGGACCAUAUCUGGUACGCCAGUUGCUGCAAGCCAGAGGUGGUGUAUUGGAUAG
This is a messenger RNA of Capronia epimyces CBS 606.96, 2214 nucleotides long. RefSeq lists its product as uncharacterized. The record is from RefSeq and is a predicted model, not a curated record. The coding region runs from base 1 to 2214 and encodes 737 amino acids. The transcript is spliced from 2 exons. NCBI's taxonomy places the organism in Eukaryota, Fungi, Ascomycota, Eurotiomycetes, Chaetothyriales, Herpotrichiellaceae.